AUCGAAUCCCCUCAUUGGUUCCUUUCCUAAUUGGAUAGCUGGGAAAGCAACGCCCACUUUCUAUUUAGCUGAAAAGCUUUUAGCUAGAUGUUUUGGGGGGCAAGAACAUCAACAAGACGCAGGCCAGAAAAUGGAGUCAAAGAUAGGUCAACCUUCGUAUUUUCGUAGUGGUGGAACUUGUAGGCAAUUCAUGAACGGUUCAUGCAGAUUCGGUUCGAGCUGUCAUUAUCUACACGAGUGGCCAUCAGUGUUGCCGCCGACAUCCCAAAUAUGCAGGUACUUCCAGAAAGGUGGAUGCUGGUUUGGAGAUGGCUGCAGAUAUCUCCACAUCACUGAUGCUGAGGCAGCCAGUGCGGGGUUGAGUAGGAGGGGUUCAGCACCUGUGGUUCACACCCCGUGGGUUGGCCAUGCUCUACCAGAACGUAGAGGAUCAGAUCCCUCUCUACUGCAGGCACAGGGCUUCUACAGCCAAGGACGCAGGGGCUCAGAGUCCAUGCAUACCUAUUUAGCACACCUGCAGCACAACUUUGGCCGUCAGAACACAGAUAUCACAGAAGAGGAUGUAGCCGAAGGUUCAUCGCAGACUUCACCUCAACGACCGGCGGAGUCAUCACACGCUAAUGUCACAGAUCCCCAAGCAUCAGUCCAACAGUGUCCCGAGACAUCGGCCCAAACUACAGUUCCAUCCAGCACACUGUCAGCUCAAGCAGGCGAAUGGAGGCCUCUAGUCAAUCAGCAGCAGGAGCCUUCCUCCCAGGAGGUAGCAGCAGAGCGUGGUGCCUCCUCUGCAACUGCUGCCUUCCAGACGGAACAGGAGCAUACGGACUACUUCAACCAAAGUAAAGAUGUGACCUGUGGCAUCUGCAUGGAGACAGUGUACGAGAAGACCCGUGCUGAGGAGAGGCGCUUUGGCAUCCUGCCCAACUGCAGCCAUCCUUUCUGCCUGAGCUGCAUCGUCACCUGGAGGAAAACCAAAAACUUCCAGGAAGAAGUUAUAAAGGGCUGCCCACAGUGCAGAGUGAAGUCUGCGUUUUACGUCCCUAACAAGUACUGGGUGGAAGGACAACCAAAGGAAAUCCUUAUCCGUAACUUCAAAGAGAAAUGCAGUAAAAGAAGAUGUAGUUUCUUCAUGCGUCAUGGAUGCUGUCCCUUCAAGACUGAGUGUCUCUAUUGGCAUGACCUGCCUCAUGGCUACAGACCACCUCGCCGACGCAGAUCAGAUCAUUCUCACCAUGCGAUGAGUCUGGAUGAUUUGGGCAGCCUACAACUUCUUGACUAUGUCAUUGCGAUGACUCUACUGGAUGACUUGCUGGAUGAUGAUGAUGACGACGAUGAUGAGUUCCCUCUGUACCUGAGUGAAUAUGACGAUUAUGGUCUAUUCUGAGCACUGCCACCCUGCUCCAAGGAUUUGGUCUGCAAUGGUUGACUAGGGCCUCUACUCUAACCCCAUUAAAGAAGACUGCUAUUUAUUCACUCACUGUCCCUCAUAGACUCUCAGAACUGAAGUCUCUACAUAUGCUGCAUGUAUCUGCUUUCCUGGUGGUUGAAAACAAUUGCUAGUUUGAGGUAUAGGCCAAGCACUUGCAGACCUGUUGCUUGAAGACCUGUACCGAAGGCUAGGAUUACCACUGGUUCACUUACUAGUAUUGUUAUGCCUCCCAGACUUGACAUGAACAAUCCUAACCAACAGCUAACCUUUUGGUUAGAUCCAGGGCUGUGUUGGUUGGAGUCAUCCUGUUAGACAGGGAGAUUGGUUCUUCUCUUGCUAUUGAUGGUGUUGGUUCAUUGCAAGUUGAGGAUGGGUUAAUUGAUUAGUUGGUCAAUCAAUGUGGUGCUCUGCUUUGAUUGCGCUCUGUUCCAUUGGUUGGUCCUGUUAAAAAAAAAAAAAAAGUGUCACUUGUGCCAAUGCUGUGUCACUAUUGCCAUUUGCACCAUUUAGUUAUUUUUUUUUUAGAUGUGUUUAGUUUAUAUAUUUUAUGCCUAAAUUGGAAGUAUACUUUGCCUUGCCCUAAGACAUGGCUAUACUCCUAUAGCGCCAUACAAAUCUUGCCAUGCCUCAGGGCAAUACCUUGCCCUGCUAUUUUUCACUUGUCUAUGACAUACUUGAGCAGUGGAGGCUGCUGAGGGUAGGAUGGCUCAUAAUAAUGGCUGGAAUGGAUUAGAAUGGAAUGGUAUCAAGCAAAUGAAAACAAUGUCUUUGAUACAUUCCAUUUACUCCAUUCCAGCCAUUAUGAGCAUUCUCACCUCUGCAGUCUCCACUGUACUUGAGAUGCUUACCUCUCCUGUUGACAGGGCAUGACACUCUUGUUGCAGUGUUGACAUGCUGAUUUAAAGACCUAAUGUCUGAUUUUAUUACUUCUAACCUGUUUGUAUUUUCACGCACAGAAAAGAGAAUAAAACUUAGUUUCACAGUU
Molecule: messenger RNA, 2414 nt
Organism: Coregonus clupeaformis (lake whitefish)
Lineage: Eukaryota; Metazoa; Chordata; Actinopteri; Salmoniformes; Salmonidae
Gene: mkrn4
Product: makorin, ring finger protein, 4
Exons: 8
Coding region: 131-1384 (417 amino acids)
Biological process (GO): protein polyubiquitination
Molecular function (GO): metal ion binding; ubiquitin protein ligase activity
Source: RefSeq, a predicted model, not a curated record